Molecule: messenger RNA, 269 nt
Organism: Cercopithifilaria johnstoni
Lineage: Eukaryota; Metazoa; Nematoda; Chromadorea; Rhabditida; Onchocercidae
Source: the annotation of a GenBank genome assembly
AUGACCAGAGUAAGGAAGAAAGUAAAAGAUGAGAAGACGGGAGAGAAAGUGGAAGAUGUGAAGACGGGGGAGGUAGCGGAAGACAAGAAGACGGGGGAGGGAGCGGAAGAUGAGAAGACGGGGGAGGGAACGGAAGAUGAGAAGACGAGAGAGAGAACGGAAGAUGAGAAGACGGGGGAGGGAACGGAAGAUGAGAAGACGGGGGAGGGAACGGAAGAUGAGAAGACGGGGGAGGAAGCGGAAGAUGAGAAGACGGGGGAGGGGCGGAA